Molecule: messenger RNA, 776 nt
Organism: Mycena citricolor
Lineage: Eukaryota; Fungi; Basidiomycota; Agaricomycetes; Agaricales; Mycenaceae
Source: the annotation of a GenBank genome assembly
GGCGCGCGGCGGAUCGCUGUACGUCAUAGAUGCGCAUCAUGAUCAUCAAGGCUACGCCCGGGUGAUGAUCAGCGUGAUCGGCUCAGAUCAGAAAAGGCGCGAUGGUUUUUCCCUGCGCUGGGAUUUAGUGCGACUGCCAUCCCAUGUAUAUCCAGCGCUGAUGAUCCUGGUCCGCAGAAUCGCCAUGAAAAGGAGUCCCCCGAAUCGUACACCCUCGAUCCAUCAUGACUUCUGUGCUCAGGUGACCCGAGAAGAACCUGUGUUUGCUCCCGCCAAGAGGUGCUACGGAUCUGGAUUGGGAAGAUACUUCACAAGCCACAGCUACCCGUCCGAUGCGGGGAUUCAUCUUUCCGUAGGUGAGCGUGUCGCGGUAAGUGCACAGCAAAGGAGACGAUCGGGAUCGCAGUCCGUGCGCAUCGUCUGAGCUUUCAAUACUGAACUGCUCAAGGACACAGAUAUGGCUUGGCCGCAGUGCUGACGGUCUGAAUGAGGACACCUCUCGAUUCCUCAAUCCGCAUCAUGACGAGAAGCGCGGCGAGGUCAGCGGCUAUAACACGGUGUUUCUCGAGGCUGGGAAUCGAUGGUUUCGAGGAUGAUUUCCAGCCGGCUGGGACAUACCACGUGUCUGAGGUUUGAAAUAUUCUUGUUAUCCACAGAUUCAUAGAUAGAAAGUAUACACAUGAGUAUGGCUGACUCAAACGCGAUGUCGUGCCGAGCUCCUGAACUGCACGCGCCACUUAGUGAUGAACAGAGACAGGAAGCAGCGAAGCUGGCCG